Messenger RNA from Pleurotus ostreatus (oyster mushroom), 396 nucleotides. RefSeq lists its product as uncharacterized. The transcript is spliced from 2 exons. The record is from RefSeq and is a predicted model, not a curated record. NCBI's taxonomy places the organism in Eukaryota, Fungi, Basidiomycota, Agaricomycetes, Agaricales, Pleurotaceae. The coding region runs from base 1 to 396 and encodes 131 amino acids.
AUGUCCGAAAUAUGUGGUAUAACCGCGUACAUAGCUCAAAUGACACCAUUAAUGACAGGUGGAACGAAGGAUGAACGAACAAUGAUCAUAGCACCUGCGGCAGCGCCAAUCAUCACUGUGACUCCCAGAGCGAUCAUAUCGACACCCAUUUCAAUUUUGUUAUUCGUAGCAGCGUUGCUGGUGGCACCGGCGGCGACCGAGCUCAAAACAGAGGACGCGGCGCUUACUCGCGAAGUGGCGUCUCCAGCGACCGAGCUCAGGAACGAGGAGGCAGAGCUGACGGCGGCAGAGGCCGCAGAAGAAGCUGCUGAGGCCGAAGCAGACUGCGAUGCAAGCGCCGAUGAAAGCUCCGACGAGGCAGAAGCUGAGUUAGCGGCUGUUGCACUGAUGAGAUAG